CUAACAAAAUCUGAAAAGCCCAGCAUUGCUAACACACCAAGGCUUCAAGCUGAAGGUUAUUGAAUAGGUACAGUAAUGGCGAUGGAGCGUGGUAAGUAGAUUCACGACAAAGCCGACCAACAACGUCAAACACCAAAAUGGGGACCCAUUUCAACAGUAGUUAGUCAAAACAUAAACAUAGAUAGAUAGAUGCAAAUCUCUAAAGAAAAGAAAACAGAACAAAAAAGCAAAGAAAAGAUGCUCCCUCUCCCACUAAAGUUGGUACGACAAGCCAUUACACAUCACCCUCUCCUUCUCUCCCAAAAUACUCACCACCGUCGCCGCCGCAGUCGCCGUCGCGAUCACCACCACCGUGAUAUUGAUGAAGAAGAAGAUGAUGAUAGUGAAAAUGAUGCUUGCAAUUCCAAACCCAGCUCUUACAAUUUUUAUCAUCAUUCCUCAAAACCAACGAAACCCAAAUCCAAAACCCCAUUUCUUUUUUUUCUUCCUACUAGAGAACUCAUCGGUGAUACAUACAGGUUGGCCAACAUAGCUAGAGAAAUGGGUAUGGAUUUGUACCCUACUCCUUCCCUUUCUCACAUCAUUUUCUCUUUCUCUUCUUCCUCUCCUUCUCCUUCCUCUUCUUCCUCUAUUUCUUCUGCUUCUUCUUCAUCUGCUUCUUCUUCUGCUUUGUCUCUAUCUUCUUCUUUCUCCAUGCCUUUACCCACUGGCGCUGUUUUGAUUUCCUUCCCUUCACUCUCUUCCUCAUCCCUUUCCCAUCUUCGAUCCUUUGUUUCCCUUUCUAAAGGUCUUUUCAAGCUGGUCUUUAUCACUACCGACUCGGAUUAUGACCCCAAAUCCGAUGAUGCCCGCAACUGGGAUUGCUGCUCCUUCUCUCUGUUUUCAAGGCGGACAGGCGAUAGGAUCGAGUCCAUGCAGUCAUUUUCAAGGGCUUUAACUGGAAUGGGAUGGACCCUUUACAGUACAAGGAAAAACCCAUCUCUGGAUUCCCUUAAUACCGCUACCAAAUCGGUUCACUUGUUCAGAAAAGUGGAUUCUGGUCGUGUUCGUGGAGGAAGAGGCAAUGGGGAACACAGGAUAAGAGAGCUGAGAUUGCCUUCGUUGGAUUUCAGGAAUGCUCCUUUGAAGAUUUUGCAGUAUAUUGUUUUGAUGACUGAUGAUGUUUUUUAUCUUGGGUAAAAAAGAAAAAUCAAAAUGGGUAUGCCUUUAUAUUUCUUCUUUUUCUGUUUAUCUCUUUCAUUUUUUUUUUCUUUUGCUAGUUUAUGUAAAUGUUAAUUUUACUCAUCCAGACACUGUUAACUCACUCCAAUGUUAAAACAGUUUGUAGAAUUUUCCCAUGA
Molecule: messenger RNA, 1340 nt
Organism: Gossypium raimondii (Peruvian cotton)
Lineage: Eukaryota; Viridiplantae; Streptophyta; Magnoliopsida; Malvales; Malvaceae
Exons: 2
Coding region: 190-1179 (329 amino acids)
Source: RefSeq, a predicted model, not a curated record